This is a messenger RNA of Diuraphis noxia (Russian wheat aphid), 1727 nucleotides long. Its product is annotated as trehalase. Gene Ontology annotation, biological process: trehalose catabolic process. Gene Ontology annotation, molecular function: alpha,alpha-trehalase activity. NCBI's taxonomy places the organism in Eukaryota, Metazoa, Arthropoda, Insecta, Hemiptera, Aphididae. The record is from RefSeq and is a predicted model, not a curated record.
AUAUACUGUGAUAGUGAAUUCAUGCAUGACGUCGCACUGUCUCAGAUUUAUCCUGAUUCAAAAACUUUUGUGGAUAAGAAACUAAAAUACAAUGAAUCUGUCAUUUUAUACAAAUACAAACAGUUUAAAGAUAGCUUCAACGGUGCAGUGCCGCCAAAAGAAAAUUUAACCAAAUUUGUCAAYGAAAAUUUAGAAGACGGUGACGAGUUGGAGAUAUGGACUCCUCCCGACUUUACUGAAUCUCCUUCGAUCGUGAACCGGAUUAAAGACAAGAAUUACAAACAGUGGGCAUUGGGAUUAAACCAAGUAUGGAAAACCCUAGCGAGGAAAGUUAAAGAAGACGUGAAAUUACACCCUGACAGGUACUCAUUGAUAUGGGUUCCAAAUGGGUUUGCCAUACCUGGAGGCCGAUUCACGGAACUUUACUAUUGGGACACGUACUGGAUUGUUAACGGAAUGUUAUUAUGUGACAUGUCGUCGACAGCUAGAGGCGUUAUCGAAAACAUAUUAUCGAUGGUAGAUCGAUUUGGUUUCAUGCCGAAUGGAGGACGAGUGUAUUAUCUGAAUAGAUCACAGCCGCCAAUGGUGACAUUGAUGGUAUCAAGCUACUACAAAGCAACCAAUGACUUUGAAUAUGUAAAAAAAGUCAUCUCUUCCUUAGAUAAUGAAUACAAAUUUUGGCUGGAUAACCGAAUGGUUACUUUCGAGAAAAAUGGCAAAUCGUACACAAUGGCAAGAUACUACGCACCGUCGAAAGGUCCAAGACCAGAGUCUUAUAGAGAGGACUACGAAUCAGCAGAAAUAUUUAAAACUGAAGACGAGAAACAGGAAUUUUAUACCGAAAUUAAGUCUGCGGCAGAGACUGGAUGGGACUUUUCAAGUAGGUGGUUUAUAACUCCCGAUGGCUCGGAUCGUGGUAAAUUGGCUGACAUAAAAACGAAGUUUAUAGUACCAGUCGAUUUGAACAGUAUACUACAAAAGAAUGCAGCGCUGUUGAGUACAUGGUAUAGCAAGAUGGGAGAUACAGCUAAAGCCGAGAAAUAUCAUGCAAUUUCAGAGAAGCUUCUCUACAGUAUACAAGAAGUUAUGUGGAGACCAGACCUGGGGGCGUGGUUUGACUGGGACAUGUUGAACAAUAAAAGUCGAGAAUAUUUUUUCGUUUCCAAUAUCGUUCCUCUGUGGACGGAAAGCUACAGCAUGGCGAAAAAGGCUGUAGCUAGUUCAGUGUUGGGAUAUCUAAAAAAUAACCAUAUUAUUGAAGCGGAUUAUUCUGUGAUUUUCAAUGGAACACCUACGUCUUUGUACAAUUCAUCACAACAGUGGGACUUUCCAAAUGCAUGGCCUCCUUUACAAGCUUUCAUCAUCCAAAGUCUUGACAAGACACAACAGAAACUUGCACAGCAGGUGGCAUUUAAAUUGGCUGAAGUUUGGUUACGUUCAAAUUAUAAAUCAUUCGCAGAGAAAUCAAUGAUGUUCGAAAAAUAUGACGUUCUAGCUUCGGGAGAAACUGGUGGAGGUGGUGAAUAUACUCCGCAGACAGGUUUUGGUUGGACAAAUGGAGUCGUGUUCGAGUUCUUAAAUCGAUGGGGUGAUACAGUAUCUAACGGGACAAACGGAUGUUCUUCCGGUUAUAGUUACUUGUGUGAUUUCAAUAGGAUCAGACAACAAUUAAUGUUUUGGACAAAUAAAAAAUGAUAUGAAAGAAAAAUGGGUAUAUUUUUGUCCAU